AUGGAAGAAAGUGAGACAUAGCUGAAUGUGAAAGUACAAGAAUAGGGCAAAUUGUACAGUGCUAAUGAGAUUGAAAAUUUCAAUUAGUAUUUAAGCGCAAUUUGCUUGAGUUUAUUGAUCAUCGAUAAGGAUUAAUGGAAUGUAGCAUGUCACGAGGAUGUGAAUUAAUAAAAUAUUUGUCAAUUUUUAUCGGAUUCCUAAAUAAAGGCUCUGAUAGUUAGUAAGACUGUGGAGAAUGAGAAAUUCAAUAUUUAAAUUCGCUCAGAAUAUGAGGCAUCCAACAAUUAUGCUCAUACAAUUUGCUUUUUAAAGAGACACACCUUUCAAUAUGACAAUUAAUUACAACCAUAGUAAUUUAGUAACCAUGUUUAAGUGAUAAACGUUGGAUAUGCAGAAUCACAAGGAGGAGCAAAUCCCUUCACUUUGUCACACAAUUACGUAUAAAAUUGUUUCAUUCCAAUCUUCACCCAAUACAAGGGCGAGAUUGACAAAAAGAGGAUUGUAGAUCAAUCGAGUUAUAACGAUUUGAUUAAGAAGCUGAAUGAAGUUAAUUUGGCAUUCAUUAAAUGCAGAUAGAAUGUGGAAGUGCCUGAAAUCAUUUUACAAUUCGAUCCUCGUAUCAAGGAAGCUGUCAAAUAGAGAGGAGGCAAGCCAACAAUUGAAGAUGCAGCUCAAUUGAAUAAGCCUGACAUAGUUUAAUCAAUAUCUCAGACAGUGACAAGAUGGAUUUCAGACAUAAAUUAAAUAUCAAACACAAAGUUGGAGUUGACUAAUGCAAGUAUAGUGGAUGAAAUAAACUAUUGGAUGAGCAUGGAGAGGUCGUUGUUUUUUAUUGAGAAUCAAUUGAAACAACCUGAAGUUGAUUUCACAAUCGAAGUGUUGACUCAAGCUAAGAAGAUGAACAUCACAGCACAAUUUAAGGAGAUAGCCUUGAAGUAGAGCUUAUAGAAAUGUCAAUCAUGCAACUAAUUCAUGAAAGAAUUCCCAAUCAACAAUUUAUUGAUAGCAACAAAUUUGGUGGAAAUCAAAGAUGCUAUGAUCUAGAUAUUCUAACAUAUGAAGAAAUUGUCAAACAUUCAAGAGACAUACACCAUUCCUAGAUCACUUCAAUUGGCAGAAUCCUUUUCAAGAGAAUUGACAAAUGAAAUGAUCAAAUAUUUUAAGGGAUUUUAGAUACUCCACAUUAAGUAUGUUGACUUCAAGGGCUUAAUCAUCAAGACUCAGGAGAUCUUCAGUCAAUGGGAUGAGGAAUAUAAGAUAUUCAAAUAAAGUAUUGUCAAGAAAUCUGUGCAUCAGAAGGAUUAAUAUGGUUAAUUUGAGCACAUCAAAUUGCAAAAGCAGAUCCAACAUAUUUAGAGACUUAGGGAAAUGCAUGAAAAUCUCAAAGAAGUUAUUGAGUAGAUCAUUCAAAAUGAUUAAGAAGAGUAGAAGGAGAAUGUCCAAUAAUUUGCCACCUUAUAAGAAAUUCAAUAGGCAUAUGACAUUUUCAAAAAUGUUGAAGUGUUUGAUUUGAGUAGAGAUGGCGAAGAUUAGUUUUUCAGAGCAUUGAAAUAAUACGAAAUUGCUAUUGAAUCCGUUGAAGCAACUAUUACUACAAAUUUGAGAGAUUCACUUGGUUCAGCAUCGUCUGCCAAAGAAAUGUUUAGAAUAUUGGCUAAAUUCAAUAAGUUGUUUUCAAGACCAAGAAUCAAGGGGGCCAUCCAAGAGUAUCAAUCACAAUUGUUAAAGACUGUCCACAAGGAUAUUCAAUCCUUACAGAAUAAGUUCAAGGAAACUUAUUAAAAGAGUUAGAAUUCGAGAUUGGCAUCAGCAAGAGAUAUUCCAUUGACUUCAGGAUUUGUUAUCUGGUCCAAAUAAUUACAAAUUAGAUUGUAGAAAUAUAUGCAAAAGGUAGAACAGAUCUUAGGUCCUUAAUGGGCAGAAGAUACUGAUGGCAAGAAAUGUAAAGAAAUGGGUGAGACAUUUGAAAGGAUUCUGGAUUCAGGACCAGCUUUGGAGGAUUGGAAACAAGAAAUUAAUCAUCAUAAUAAGGCAGUCAGUCAAAAUGAAAAGUUAUUUGAAGUAGUUACAAGAAGGAGAGGAUUAGAAAUUAGAGUCAAUUAUGAGAAAAAGCUAAGCUAAUUAUUCAAAGAAGUGAGAAAUCUAAGUAAUAUGAAAACAAAGGUCCCAUAUUCAAUAUCUCACAUUGCUAAUGAUGCUAAGGCUUCUUAUCCAUUUGCCUUAUCUUUACAAGAAUCAUUGCACACUUACAUCUAGAUAACAUCUCAAUUGAAUGCCAAAUCUGCCAAAUUGGUAGCUGCUUUAAGAAAGGAAGUGUAACUAUAAAUUGGUUAAGGAUUCAACUACUUGUGGACUCACAAAACCUAGUUACAGCCAUACGUGAAGAAAUUCACUGACAAGGUCUUUGAAUUGGAGUAAGCUGUUAAUGGAUUGAAUGAGAGAAUUGGUUAGAUAGAAUCAUUAUGUGAAGCUAUGAAGACAUGUCCCGUAGAUUCUUUGGCUGAUAAAUUAAAGGAUAUCCAAGAAGUUAUAGAUUCACUAUGCUUCAAUAAUUUCUCAAAUUUACACAUUUGGAUCUAGGAUAUUGAUAAAUAAAUUGAAAGCAUUUUAUGUGAUAGAGUGACUGUGCAAAUGAAGGAAUGGUUAAAUUAAUUCAUCAAUUAUCAGAAAAUUCAAGAAAGAGGACUUGUAAAUUAGACAGUUGUGCAUGAAUUGAAACUACAAGAUUAGAUCAUUUAUGUGGACCCUCCUGUUGAGUAUGCAAAGUACUUCUGGUUCUAAGAGUUUCAUAAAAUGAUUGGAUAGAUUUGCAGCUUACCCAGGUUAGUUGCCAAUAGAUUCGACAAUACAAUAUAGUAAAAUACAGGCCCAUGGGGUACUUAAAGAGACUUAGACUAUUCAACUACUAUAAAUAAGAUAAAUUAACAGUUGAUAAAGGAUGCUUAUUCAUAAAUUGGGUAAUUAUUGGAAGACAUGGAAUAAUACGUGUAGACAUGGUUAAAUUAUCAAUCACUAUGGGAAUUAGAUAUUAAAUAAGUAGAAUAAAUACUAUAAGAUGAUAUUGAAAAGUGGUAAUAGAUGUUAACAGAUAUUAAAUAAGGAAGAGCUACAUUCGACAAUUCAACAACAGAGGAACAUUUUGGAGCAAUUAUAAUUGAUUAUAGAAUGGUUUAAGUCAAGAUUAAUCAUAAGUAUGAUGCUUGGCAUAAGGAGUUGUUAAAUCAUUUUGGUAAUAAGUUUGGAGAGUAGUUGAGAGUGUUUAAUAAGAAUGUUACAACAGAAAAGGAGAAACUACUCAAAAUCAAUUUCUAAGAUUUAACAUCAGACAUCAUUGAAUCCAUUACAAUAAUAUAAGAGUAAGAUAAGAAAUUCCCAGGAUGGUCUGCAGAUAUAGAAUCCUUUAAGAAUGGUCAAAAGGUUUUGGAUAGACAAAGAUAUCAAUAUCCAGGAGAUUGGCUGAGUUUUGAAUAGGUAGAGAUGCAGUGGAAUCAAUUUAAAUAGAUUCGUAGUAAGAAACUACAAUCACAAGAGAGUGAAAUGAAUAACAUUCAGUCUAAGAUUUAAUAGGAUGAGAGAUAUUUGAAUUAAUAAAUACAAGAGAUUGAAGAACAAUGGAAGACAUCUAAACCUGAUUCUGGAGAUUGCUCUCCAAAUGAGGCUGAAUAGAUACUCAAAAGUUUGAAUGAACAACUGAUAUCAGUUUAAGAGAAGUAUGAGAAGUGCAGUUAGGCUAAAGAGAUUUUGAAGAUGGAUCCACCUACUCAUUAAUAGAAGUUGAAUGUUUUGUUGGAAUCAAUUUCAGAUCUCUAGGAUGUUUGGUAGGAAUUGGGCAAGAUUUGGAAGGUGAUGCAAUCGAUUAAGGAAUAAUUGAUAUCAGCUCUAUAGAAUAAGAAGAUCAAGGAUACAUGUGAUGAGGCUUAGAAACAAUUGAAUGGAGUAUCUACUAAGACAAGGAAUUACGAUGCAUUUGAAAAGAUGAAGGAGAAGGUAAAGAACUAUAUUAAGAUGAAUAAACUCAUUAUGGAUUUGAAGGAUGAAUCAAUGAAGGAGAGACAUUGGAGACAAUUAUUGUCAAAAUUGAAAAUCAAUGAAUCUUUAAAUUAAUUGUAAAUGCAACAUUUGUGGAAUGCUAAUCUUUUGAAUUAUGAGAAUCUAGCUAAGGACAUUAUGACAGUUGCAAGAGGAGAACAGGUGUUAGAGACAAUGAUUUCAUAAGUGAAGGACUUUUGGAAUUCAUUUGAAUUAGAAUUAGUCAAAUAUUAAACUAAAUGUAAAUUGAUCAGAGGUUGGGAUGAAUUGUUUUAGAAGUUAGAUGAGGAUCUUAAUAACUUAGCCUCAAUGAAGAUUUCUCCUUUCUAUAAAACCUUUGAGGCAGAAAUCUCUUAAUGGGAUGAUAAAUUGCAGAAAGUGAAAUUGACCAUGGAUAUUUGGAUUGAUGUUCAGAGGAGAUGGGUUUAUUUGGAAGGUAUCUUCUUUGGUUCUUCUGAUAUCAAAACAUAAUUGUAAAAUGAAUACAAUAAAUUCAAAGAUAUUGACAGUCAAUUCACUAAUUUGAUGAAGAAAGUGGCUCAAAAACCAUAAUUAAUGGAUGUCUAAGGAAUCCCCAAUUUGGCUAAGACCUUAGAAAGAUUAAGUGAUUUCCUAUAGAAGAUCCAAAAGGCAUUGGGUGAUUACUUGGAGACUUAGAGAUAAGCAUUCGCUAGAUUUUAUUUUGUGGGAGAUGACGAUCUAUUGGAUAUCAUUGGUAAUUCAAAAGAUGUGACAAAUGUGUAAAGACAUUUCCCUAAGAUGUAUGCAGGAAUUGUGCAAUUGUAGAGUAGAAAGGAUGGAAAUGAUGAUGUUGUAUUGGGAAUGUCAAGUAAAGAAGGAGAGGUGGUUCCAUUUAGUAAGGAGGUGAAGAUUGCAGAGGAUCCCAGAAUCAACAUAUGGUUGGGUAAGGUUGACAAUGAGAUGAUGAAUUCAUUGGCUCUGGAUUUAGAGAAAUCAGUCUUAGAUAUCCAAGCUAAUCAAUAGAACAGGAUGAAAGUAAUUGAGGAACAUCCAGCUCAAAUCAUUUUAUUGGCCUUGUAAGUGGGAUGGUGUUUUUCAGUUGAAUCAUCAUUCAAUAAUGAAUAAUAGAUGAAACAAACAUUGUAGUAUGUGUUGGAAUUCUUGUCUGAAUUGGCAGAGAGUGUAUUGAAGGAUCAUCCUAAAUAAUUGAGAUAGAAGUUUGAGUAGAUUAUUACAGACUUUGUUCAUUAGAGAGAUGUGAUCAGAUUGUUGAUGAACAAUAAAAUAAACAGUAAGAAUGACUUCGGUUGGUAAUACCACAUGAGAUUCAAUUGGAAUUCUAAGGAAGCAGAUCCUGGAAAAAGGUUACUGAUUUAAAUGGGUAAUGCACAAUUCCAUUAUGGAUUUGAAUAUUUGGGAGUGGCAGAGAAGUUAGUCUAAACUCCAUUGACUGAUAAAUGCUUUUUGACAUUGACACAAGCUUUGCAUUUGAGAAUGGGAGGAUCUCCUUUUGGACCAGCUGGUACAGGUAAGACAGAGAGUGUUAAGGCAUUGGGUGCAUAAUUGGGUAGAUUCGUUUUGGUGUUUAAUUGUGAUGAGACAUUCGAUUUUAAUGCCAUGGGUAGAAUCUUCGUAGGAUUGUGUUAAGUAGGAGCUUGGGGUUGUUUCGAUGAGUUCAAUAGAUUGGAGGAACGUAUGUUGUCUGCUUGUUCAUAACAAAUAUUAUUGAUUUAAACAGGAUUGAGAGAGAAGUAGAAGCAAAUAGAAUUGAUGGGCAAGGAUGUGAAAUUGAGUUCAUAGAUGGGAGUGUUUGUUACUAUGAAUCCUGGAUAUGCAGGGAGAUCAAAUCUACCAGAGAAUUUGAAAUAGUUGUUCAGAUAAAUGGCCAUGGUUAAACCAGAUAGAGAAUUGAUUGCUUAAGUCAUGUUAUUCAGUUAAGGAUUCAGAACAGCAGAAAAAUUAGCAGGAAAGAUAGUUUCACUAUUUGAAUUAUGUGACAAUCAAUUAUCAUCACAACCACAUUACGAUUUUGGUUUGAGAGCCUUGAAAUCAGUAUUGAACUCUGCUGGUAACAUGAAGAGACAAGAAAUGAUAGACAGAAAAUAAGAACCUGUUCCAUAAUCUGAAAUUGAAGAGUUCGAAUAAACCAUUUUAUUAAGGAGUGUUUGUGAUACUGUGGUACCCAAAUUAAUCAAAGACGAUAUCAAAUUGUUGGAAACAUUGUUAUAAGGUGUAUUUCCAGGAUCUUGCAUUCCAGAAAUUAAGGAGGAACAAUUAAGAAAGGAAUUAGCCUUGGCUUGUCAGAGAAAGAAUCUACAAUCGAGUAAGAACUUCAUUGAAAAAGUGUUGUAAUUGUAUUAGAUUCAGAGAUUACAACACGGUUUGAUGUUAGUUGGUCCAUGUGGUUGUGGCAAGAGUGCUGCCUGGAGAGUCCUAUUGGAAGCGAUGUAUAAAUGUGAUAAAGUGAAAGGAGAAUUUUAUAUUGUUGAUCCAAAGGCCAUAUCCAAAGAUGAAUUAUAUGGUAGAUUAGACAAUACCACUUUGGAAUGGACUGAUGGAGUCUUCACUUCUAUACUCAGGAAAAUCAUAUCUAAUCAAAGACAAGAGAGCACCAGAAGACAUUGGAUUAUAUUUGAUGGAGACGUUGAUCCUGAAUGGGCUGAAAAUCUCAACUCAGUGCUUGAUGACAAUAAACUAUUAACCUUACCUAACGGUGAAAGAUUGGCUAUUCCCCCUAAUGUUAGAAUGAUCUUUGAAGUCGAAACUCUUAAAUAUGCCACCUUAGCUACUGUUUCCAGAUGUGGUAUGGUUUGGUUUAGCGAAGAAACCAUCAAUGAUGAAAAUAUCUUCUAUCACUUCUUGGAACGAUUGAAGUAGGAUGAUUAUGAUCAAUAAAAAUCUGAAGAUGACAACAACAAGUAAGUUAAUUCUCAAGAAAGUGAACUAAGAACUAAAUGUGUUAAAGCCCUAGAAUCAAUCAUCAAGUUUUUAUCCUAAUUCCUCUAAAUUGCCUAAAAACCAGAAUAUAAACAUGUCAUGGAAUUCACCAGAAUCAGAGUCUUAGAAAGCACUUUCGCUUUAGUUAGAAGAAGCAUUUCAAAUAUCAUCGAAUACAAUGAAAAUAACUCUGAAGUUCCAUUGGAAGAUGAUCAAAUUAAUGAUUUCAUGGUUAAACAAUUUCUUAUUGCUGUCAUGUGGGGUGUCGCUGGUUCCAUGAAUCUUUAUUAAAGAACACAAUACUCCAAGGAAAUCUGUUAAUUAUUACCACACAAUGUUAUCCUACCAUAAUUCAAUGAUAGCGCACCUUCAUUGAUUGACUUUGAAGUCACUCUCCCAGAAGCUUAAUGGAGCCAAUAUAAGAAGAAGGUACCUCAAAUUGAAAUUGAUCCACAAAGAGUCACAGAUGCUGAUCUCAUCAUCGAAACAGUUGAUACUCUCAGACAUAAAGAUGUUCUCUGUGGAUGGCUUAAUGAACAUAGACCCUUCUUAUUAUGUGGACCUCCUGGUAGUGGUAAGACCAUGACUUUAAUGAGCACACUAAAGGCCUUAACUGAUUUCGAAAUGAUCUUCAUCAAUUUCAGUAGUUCCACUAUGCCUCAAUUAAUCAUUAAAUAAUUUGAUCAUUAUUGCGAAUAUAAGAAAACUACAAAUGGAGUCUUCUUACAACCAAAGAAUUAGAAAUGGCUCGUUGUAUUUUGUGAUGAAAUCAAUCUACCUGAUCAAGAUAAAUAUGGCACCAUGGCUAUUAUCACUUUCUUACGUUAAUUAACAGAAUAACACGGAUUUUGGAGAUCUUCAGAUAGACAAUGGAUUUCCCUUGAUAGAAUCUAAUUCGUAGGAGCAUGUAAUCCUCCUACUGAUGUGGGUAGAAAACCACUUACUCCAAGAUUUCUUAGACAUUGUCCUUUAAUCCUCGUCGAUUUCCCAGGACCUGAAUCACUCAAAUAAAUUUAUGGCACUUUCAAUAAGGCAAUGCUUAGAAGAACAGUUAACCUUAAACAAUAUUCUGAAUAACUCACUAAUGCUAUGGUUGAAUUUUACACCAAAUCAUAAUAACAUUUCACAGCUGAUUAAUAAGCUCAUUAUAUUUAUUCACCCAGAGAAUUAACUAGAUGGAAGUAUGCUUUGAAUGAAGCCUUAGAACCACUUGAAUCUGUUGAAGAUUUAGUUAGACUAUGGGCACAUGAAGGUUUAAGAUUAUUCCAAGAUAGAUUGGUACAUGAACAUGAAAAAGAGUGGUGCAAUAAACUUAUUGAUCAAGUUGCUUAUAAUAAUUUCAACAAUUUGAAAGAUGAAGCUUUACAAAGACCAAUUCUAUUCAGUAACUAUCUCCAUAAGGUUUAUCAAAGUGUUGAUAGAGAAGAGUUGAGAAAGUACAUCCAAGGAAGACUCAAAUAAUUUAAUGAAGAAGAAUUAUCUGUUCCCUUGGUUGUUUUUGAUGAUGUACUUGAUCACAUAUUGAGAAUCGAUAGAGUUCUGAAAUAACCUUUAGGACAUCUACUAUUGGUUGGAUCUUCUGGAGUUGGUAAAACAACACUCACAAGAUUUGUAAGUUGGAUUAAUAAUCUUACAGUCUUCUAAAUUAAGGCAGGUAGAGAUUAUUAAUUAGCUGACUUUGAUAAUGAUCUGAGGGAGGUAAUGAAGAGGGCUGGUGCUAAAGGCGAGAAGAUUACAUUCAUUUUUGAUGAAUCAAAUGUAUUAGGUCCAUCUUUCUUAGAGAAGAUGAAUGCAUUGUUGGCAUCAGGUGAAAUUCCAGGAUUGUUUGAAAAUGACGAAUAUUUGGCAUUGAUUAACUUGCUUAAAGAAAACUCAAAUCAAAACAAAUAAUUUGAUUCUUCAGAAGAAUAGUUAUUCAAGAAUUUCACUUACUAAGUGUAAAGAAAUUUACACGUUGUAUUUACAAUGAAUCCUAAGAAUCCAGAUUUUUCAAAUAGAACAGCUUCUUCCCCUGCAUUGUUUAAUAGAUGUGUUAUAGAUUGGUUUGGAGAUUGGACCAAUGAAGCUCUCUUUUAGGUUGGUAAAGCAUUUACUAUGUACAUUGAUCCUCCUGAAAAUGCAUUCAGCAAAAAGAUUAAAGAUGAAACUUAAAGAUAACAUAUUUUAGUAUCCACUUUAGUCUAUAUCUAAAAUACUAUCAUUGAAUUGAAUAACAAAUUACAGAAGGGAGCUAAGAGAUUCAAUUAUAUAACUCCAAGAGACUAUUUAGAUUUCUUGAAGCAUUUCGAGAAAUUGCAUAAUGAAAAGAAAUCGCAAUUGGAAGAUUAAUAGUUGCAUCUGAAUGUUGGUUUGGAUAAGUUGAAGGAGACAGAACAACAAGUAUUGGAGAUGCAGAAAAGCUUAGAUCAGAAGAAGGUUGAGUUAUUGACAAAGGAGAGACAGGCAGGUGAGAAGUUGCAGACAAUUAUUGAAGAGAAGAAGAUAGCUGAGAAGAAGAAGGAAGACAGUACAAGAUUAUCAAGUGAUGCUGAGAAGAAGGCUAAGGAGAUGGAAGUAAGGUAGUCUUAGGUCAAUAAGGAAUUGAAUGAAGCAUUGCCUGCUUUGGAAAAUGCAAAACAAUGUGUGAAUAGCAUUAAGAAGGAUGAUUUGAAUUAAAUCAGAGCAUUGGGAUCACCUCCUGCCUUGGUUAAGUUGACAAUGGAAGCCGUUGUUUGUGCAAUUAAUUCAUUGGAAAAGAGUCCAGAAUGGAAGGACGUAUAGAAAUCAAUGGCCAAUAUGAAUUUCAUCAAUAAUGUUAUUAACUUCAAUACAGAAACAAUGCCACCCAAAGUGAAGAAAUUCAUUUUAACAAAAUAUUUAUCAGCCCAAGAGUGGAAUAUUGACAGAAUUAACUUUGCAUCAAAAGCAGCAGGUCCAUUGGCUAUGUGGUUGGAUUCACAAUUGAAAUAUGCCGAUAUUUUAUAGAAAGUGGAUCCACUUAGAUAGGAAGUGGCUAAAUUAUUGUAAGAGAGUGACGAACUCAACACUUAGAAGAAGAUCUAUGAUGAUGAAGUAGCAGCUGCUGAGGCUAAGAUUCACAACUUACAAUAGGAGUAUUCGGAAUUGAUUAGUUAGAAGGAAUCAAUUAAGUCAGAGAUGUUGAAAGUGUAAGAGAAAGUAACAAGGUCCUAGGCAUUAUUGAGUGAUUUGAGUGGAGAAAGAGUACGUUGGGAAGAGGCAUCAUAAAACUUUAAAAGUUAAUUAGCUACAAUGAUAGGAGAUGUGUUAUUGUCAUCAGCAUUCCUGUCUUAUAUUGGGUUCUUUGAUCAUUUUUACAGGAAGGUGGUAAUAAACACUUGGAAAGAUUAUCUCUCGGGCUAAGCGAAUAUCUCUUACAGACAAGAUCUUUCAUUGAUUGAAUUCUUAUCUAGACCUUCAGACAGAUUGAAUUGGCAAUCACAUACAUUGCCUUCGGAUGAUUUGUGCAUGGAGAAUGCCAUCAUAUUAUAUAGAUUCUAGAGAUAUCCUCUAGUUAUUGAUCCAUCUGGACAGGCAUUGUCUUAUAUUUCCUCAUUGUACAAAGAUAAGAAAUUAGCAAGGACAUCAUUCACAGAUGAAUCAUUCUUGAAGACCUUGGAAACAUGCCUAAGAUUUGGUUGUCCAUUGUUGGUACAGGAUGUGGAAAAGGUGGAUCCAAUUUUGAAUUCAGUUUUGAACAAUGAAACAUAUAAAACAGGAGGAAGAGUGUUAAUAAGAGUAGGCAAUUAAGAAAUCGAUUUUUCACAAGGCUUUACUAUGUUCAUGAUCACCAGAGAUAGCACAGCUAGAUUCACUCCUGAUUUAUGCAGCAGAGUUACAUUUGUCAAUUUUACAGUCACUCAAAGCAGUUUGUAGGAACAAUGUUUGAAUAUCUUCUUGAGAAAUGAAUCCCCAGAAACUGAGGAGAAGAGAUUAAAUUUAAUGAAAUUGCAAGGAGAAUAUAUAGUUAAGUUGAGAGAAUUGGAAGAUCAAUUAUUGGAUUCAUUGAAUAAUAGUAGAGGAUCCAUAUUGGAAGACGAGAAGGUUAUCUAAACAUUAGAGAAGUUGAAGAAGGAGGCUGCUGUUAUUGUUUAAGAAAUGAAAUAGGCUGACACUAUUAUGAAUGAGGUCAUGAAUACAACACAUUCAUAUGUUCCUUUGGCUAAUACUACCUCUAAGAUCUUCUUCAGUUUGACAUCUUUGGCCAAUAUUCAUUAUUUGUACUAGUUUUCAUUGUAAUUCUUCAUGGAUACCAUUUAUAAUGUGUUAAAUAAGAAUGAAUAGUUGCAGAAGAUUCCCAAACAAGAUUUGAUAAAGAGAAGAAUUCUAAUUUUCAAUGAAAUGUUCAAAGAAAUAUACAAACGAAUGAAUUUCUCUUUGUUAUAGGAGGAUAAAUUGGUGUUUGCAAUUACCUUGGCCUAAGUGAAAUUGGGAGACAACACCUUGGGAUAGGAAUUCUUGAAUGUAUUCAAACCACCAACAGUGAUGGAGACUACAUUUUCAAAUACAUUCUUGUAAGGGAAGUUGAGUAUCCAAUAAUUGAAAUAAUUAGAAGGAAUAACUCAAUAGAAUUAAACUUUCAAUAGACUCAUAGACAACUUAAAUAAGAAUGAAGAUCGUUGGCUCAACUUUUUAAAUGAUGAAGCUCCAGAAAAUGACAUUCCAACAUAAUGGUAUAAUGAAGUUUAAAGAGAUGACAUUAGAUAAUUGGAUGAUUUACACAUCCUAAGAAUAUUCAGAGCUGAUAGAUUCUAAAUAAUAGCUAGAAAAUUAAUCAAUCAAAUUUUGGGAGAGGGUUUCAUGGAUGAACAAACAGUGGAUAUGAAAUUGGUAGUUGAGAAGGAAGCAUCGAACAAGAUUCCUAUUCUUUUAUGUUCAGCCCCAGGAUUUGAUCCAUCCUUUAAAGUCGAAUAACUCAGUAGAGAAAUGGGAAUCAAAUUGACUAGCGUGGCUAUAGGAAGUGCUGAAGGUUUUGAUUAGGCCGAAUAGGCAAUUACUCAAAGUGUCAAAUCCGGAUCUUGGGUGAUGUUGAAGAAUGUUCAUUUAGCUACCAGUUGGCUUAAUGAUUUAGAGAAGAAAUUAUUUAGAUUGACUCCAAAUGCCAAUUUCAGAAUAUUCUUAACCAUGGAAUUCAAUCCAAAGAUACCAACUACUUUGAUUAGAUAAUCCUAUAAAUUGGUCUUCGAACCCCCUGAUGGUAUCAAAGCAUCUCUGAUUAGAACAUUCAAAACUGUCUUGUCUCAACAAAGAACAGACAGAUAACCAGUGGAAAGAGCAAGAUUACAUUUCCUGUUAGCUUGGUUACAUGCUGUUAUUCUGGAGAGAUUGAGAUUCACUCCUAUUGGAUGGAGCAAAACCUAUGAAUUUAAUGAGGCAGAUUAAAGAUGCUCAUUGGAUCUCAUUGAUGAAUAUGUAGAUGCCUUAGGUAUAAGAUAAAAUAUAGAUCCAUCUAAAUUACCAUGGGAUGCCUUUAGAACUAUAUUGACAUAGAAUUUAUAUGGUGGUAAAGUAGAUAAUGAAUAUGACCAAAAGAUUCUUCAAUCCUUGGUUGAACAAUUCUUCACUGAACAAAGUUUCAAUCAUAAUCAUCCUCUAUUCUUCACCUUAGAAGGCAAAGAAGCCAUCACAGUUCCCGAAGGCAGAACUUAUCUAGAUUUCAUGUAAUGGAUUGAACAAUUACCAAAGACUGAAAGUCCAGAGUGGUCAGGUUUACCUUCCAACGUAGAAAGAGUCCAAAGAGAUCAAUUAACUCAAAAGUUGAUCACCAAAGUCUAAAAUCUCUAACAAGAAGGCGAAGAAGAAAUCACUUAAAUUGAAGAUAACAAAAAGUCUGACCAAGUUUAAUGGCUAUAGGAUCUUCUAGAGAAGGUUGAGAAAUUCAAAGCCAUACUCCCCAAUAAAAUCUCUCCCUUGGAAAGAACAGCCGAUUCUAUCAAUGACCCCUUAUUUAGAUUCUUAGAUAGAGAAAUUACUGUGGCCUCUAAAUUAUUAAAAGCUGUAAGAUAGAAUAUUGAGGAAUUAAUUUAAUUGGCUUAAGGAAAAAUCUUAGCCACAAACAUACUAAGAUAAUUGGCUAAGGAUGUUUUCAACAAUAUUGUCCCAGCAUAAUGGAAUAAAUACAAUGUAAUCACUAUGCCUUUGAAUGAUUGGGUUGGUGACUUUAAGAGAAGAAUUGAUUAAUUCGAUCUCUUAGGAAAAACUAAAGACUUCUAAAAAGGCCAAGUCUGGUUUGGUGGAUUGCUAUUUCCUGAAGCAUAUCUUACAGCCACCAGAUAAUACGUGGCCCAAGCCAACAAAUGGUCAUUGGAAGAAUUAGAACUAUAAAUGAUACCAGAAGAUCAAGGAAUUGAUGAGGAUUCCUUUGUUAUUGAAGGAGUAUCAAUGGAAGGAGGACAUUUAGACUCCAAGACUUUACAAGUAAGAAUUGUCAAUGAAAUCUCAGUCGCAUUAAAACCAAUAACCUUAAAAUGGUGCAAAACUUCCCAAAAAGGAGUUGUAGGAGAUGAUGAAAUUGUUUUACCUGUUUAUUUGAACAAAACAAGGAAGAAUCUUAUAUUCUCCCUUAAAGUCAAGAUGGGUAAACUUAAUAGAUACACACUCUAUUAGAAAGGUUUGUCAUUUAUCCUCUUUAAUUGA
Molecule: messenger RNA, 13560 nt
Organism: Paramecium tetraurelia
Lineage: Eukaryota; Ciliophora; Oligohymenophorea; Peniculida; Parameciidae
Exons: 4
Biological process (GO): microtubule-based movement
Cellular component (GO): dynein complex
Molecular function (GO): ATP binding; minus-end-directed microtubule motor activity; dynein light intermediate chain binding
Source: RefSeq, a predicted model, not a curated record